GCUUGGAUUUACGGUACGUCCAUGAGGGUACCUCUCUUUGGCGCGACUGGGAUGAGGAUACACUGAGGGAAAACUGUCCCUCCAGAAACAAUUUUACGUCGAUCAAGCGCCUUAAUAUUCUGGAAAAUGGAUGCGGGAAAACUUGUAGAAGUGUUAAGGGCCACUCUGGACCCUAAUCAAAGAGAACAAGCCGAACAAAAACUGACAGAGGUUCACAAAAUCAUAGGAUUUAGUCCUAUUUUGCUGCAGGCAAUCAUGUCGGAUCAGCUUGACAUGCCAGUGAGACAAGCAGGUGUCAUUUACUUGAAAAACAUGGUGACCCAGUUUUGGCAAGACAGGGAGGUAGAAAAACCAGGUGACCCAGUUCCUUUUUCUAUCCAUGAAAACGACCGAGCUGCUGUCCGAGAACACGUAGUAGAGGCCAUUAUACAUGCCCCGGAUCCAGUCAGGGUUCAGCUGUGUGUGUGCAUCAGUCACAUUAUUAAGCAUGACUAUCCAGGACGCUGGCCCAAUGUCCCAGAGAAAAUCCUCUUAUACAUCCAGUCAGACAACCACACCACUUGGAUGGGAGCUUUAAUGUCGCUGUAUCAGAUGGUCAAAGUCUACGAGUACAAGAGACCAGACGAGAGAAAAAUUCUGGAUGAUGCUAUGAGAGUGAUUUUGCCAGUUGUGUACCAACGUCUUGUAAACUUCAUGCCAGAUGAAUCUGAAUAUUCUGUUCUUCUGCAAAAACAGAUCCUUAAAGUGUUUUAUGCAUUUGUUCAGAAUUAUCUUCCUCUGGAAGUGUUAACAAAAGACAUCUUCACCCUGUGGAUGGAGGCAGUACGACAGAUUGUGGAUAGACCCGUUCCAGAGCAAACCAAUCAAAUAGAUGUUGAUGAACGACCAGAACUAGCAUGGUGGAAGGUGAAGAAAUGGGCGGUCCACAUUUUGUCCAGAGUAUUUGAAAGAUAUGGAAGCCCAGGAAACAUUACCAAAGAAUACACACAAUUUUCAGAAUGGUACCUGAAAUCCUUUUCGGGAGGAAUUAUCCAGGUGUUGUUUAAAGUGUUGGACCAUUACAGACAGAAAACUUACGUGGCCCCAAGAGUUCUUCAACAGGCUAUCAACUAUCUGAAUCAGGGGGUUAGCCAUGCUUUCAGUUGGAAGUACAUGAAACCACACAUGCAGGGUAUAGUGCAGGAAGUGAUAUUCCCUCUGAUGUGUCACAGCGAUGAAGAUGAGGAACUCUGGAACACUGAUCCACAAGAGUAUAUCAGAAUUAAAUAUGAUGUGUUUGAGGAUUUCCUGUCACCUGUGAUUGCUGCCCAGACUUUGUUUUAUUCUGCUGCCUCCAAGCGCAAGGAAGUGUUACAGAAGGCCAUGGGAUUCUGUAUGCAGGUCCUGACUCAGGCCCAAGUCAAUCCCAGACAGAAGGACGGAGCCCUUCACAUGAUUGGAGCUGUUGCAGAGGUCCUUCUCAAGAGAAAGAUAUAUAAAGACCAGGCAGAAAUGCUGUUGGCCACACAUGUUUUCCCAGAAUUCAGCAGUGAACAUGGCUUCUUGAGAGCCAGGGCUGCAUGGGUGCUGAAACAUUUCUGUGAACUGAAGUUUAAGAAUGAACAAAAUUUGAAAACGUCUCUGGAAAUGGUGCGAAAUUGCUUGUGUUCAGACAAGGAACUUCCUGUUCGUGUGGAGGCUGCCGUAGCGCUGCAGGUUCUUCUGGUAGAACAGGAAAAAGCCAAAGACUACAUCCAACCCCAUGUCAAACCAAUUUGUUUAGAACUGUUGAAAGUAAUCCGAGAGACGGAGAAUGAUGACCUAACCAGUGUGAUGCAGAGAAUAGUGAUAACAUUUGACAGGGAGGUCACUCCGCUCGCUGUAGAAAUGAUGACACAUUUGGCUCAGACUUUUGCACAAGUGAUAGAAGCAGAUAUGGACAGUUCAGAAGAAAAGGCCAUUACUGCACUAGGUAUCCUAAAUACCAUGGAAACCAUUCUCAAUGUUAUGGAAAACCAAAAAGAGAUUUUGACCCAGUUAGAGGGCAUCGUGCUGAAUGUUAUAGGAGUCAUAUUACAGAAAAAUAUAAUGGACUUUUAUGAGGAGGUUUUAUCCCUGAUCUACAGUCUAACGAGUGCUCAGGUGUCUCAUCACAUGUGGCAAGUGUUUGGAAUGUUGUAUGAGAUGUUUCAGAAGGAUGGCAUCGACUACUUCACAGAUAUGAUGCCAGCUCUUCAUAAUUACAUCACCGUGGACACUCCAGCCUUCCUGUCCAGUCCUGAACAUAUACAAGUCAUAUAUAACAUGUGUAAACAGGUGAUGUCAGCAGAAAUUGGGGAGGAUGCUGAGUGCCAUGCUGCAAAACUGUUAGAGGUCAUCUUGUUACAAUGUCAUGGUCAAGUGGAUCAGGUGGUGCCAUCGUUUGUAGAUUUAGUGUUACAAAGACUCACUCGUGAAGUUCUGACAUCCGAAUUACGGACAAUGUGUUUACAAGUUGUGAUCGCGGCACUGUAUUAUAACACGCCUCUGUUACUGGACACGUUAAAUAAGUUAAAUAUAGACAAUGUCACAGGAUCUAUACUGGAACAAUUCUUAAAACAGUGGCUCCAUGAUGUGGACUGCUUUCUGGGGUUACAUGACAGAAAGAUUUGUGUGUUAGGUUUAUGUUCUUUAAUUAACAUGCCUGGAAACCGACCUACUGAAAUAAGCAACGUUGGUUCUCAGAUCUUACCUGCUUCUCUUGUGUUGUUCCAAGGACUGAAAAGAGCAUAUGCAAGUAAAGCUCAAGAGGAGAAUGAAGACAGUGAUGAUGAAGAUGAGGAUGAGGAUGAUGAAGGCAAUGAGGAACUUGGGAGCUCAGAGGAUGAAAUAGAUGAGGAGGGUGCCCAAUACAUAGAAAAAUUAGAAAAAGCAGCAAAUAAUGAAGAUGACGACAGUGAUGGGGAGUACACAGAUGACGGAACGGAAGAGACCGCGCUGGAGAGUUAUCAGACUCCACUGGACGAGGAUACCUGCGCUGUAGACGAGUACAUGAUCUUCAAAACUGUUGUACAAACCCUCCAGACCAGUGACCCAAACUGGUACAACUCCUUGAUCAGUCAGUUGACAGAGGAACAAAGAAAGGAAGUAGAGGAAGUGUUCAAGCUGGCCGAUCAGAGGAGUGCAGCAGCAGAGUCCAGGAAGAUUGAAGAAAGGGGUGGAUAUGUAUUUCAUCAGACGAGUGUGCCAGCAAGUUUCGAAUUUGGAUCUUAACCAUGGUUUAAUUACAACAGUGUAACUCCUGGUACAUAUCUCCCAAUAUGUGAUGAAGAUUUUAAAGCCAGUGUUACAGGCACGCUUUCUGAAAUUGAAGGCAAAAUGUGUUGAAUUUUUCAGGAAUUGUUGUCUGUAGUGAAAUUCAACUAAAGUAUUCUCUUACUUUAGUUUUAAAUUUCUUUGCAUGUGUUUUUGAUUCAAACUUUCAUGCCAUUUUCCGUUCAUGAAAAAGCUUUUUGUGAAAUGCAUCCUUGUGAUGUGAACUUCAGUUUUAAACUGAGAAAAACGGGUUGUUUUCAUCUGCUUCAUAUUCUGUCUGCUAUUUGAGGAGUGCUAAAGUGUUUCCCUGACUGAAAUAGUGCCGAGUUAUUAUUUAUACGUCUACUACUGGACUAACACAUCACCAAGAAAAUCAGAGACAGAAGAUAAAACUACCAAGAUAACCUUUCCAUUUAUGUGUAUAUUUAUAACUGUAAAUUAUAAAGAACUUGUAUAGUAAUUUAAAUACUGAACAGAGAUUUCCCUUUACAUUAUGGCUUGUAUUGGCAAAAAUUAUGUUGGUUUUUUUUUGUUGAUGCUAUAUAGAUCCAGGAAAAAGUUUUGUUCUAUCAUGACAACAGUGUUAUGUGUGUGUUAGAGACUGGAGAUGUAAAGAAAUAAUGUGCGUGUAUGUGCAGUUCCUCUGUGUAUGUUCAACAACAAAUAAAACCACUGAGAAGUUCACAGAAAGAGAUUCAGUAUGUUAUAACCAAUUCUAUGUAUUGUCCGUCUUGUUUUGUUUUAUUUUUGUUCCAUAAUUUGUUACAGCAUUCCAAGAGUUCUCUAUAAUACUGCACAUAAAUACAGAUGGAAUUGUUCCAUAUCGAGAAAAUCUACUAAAAAUUAUUGAUUCAGCAUCCUUCUCUGUAGUUUAAACUAAUCUUUGUUGUACAUGUAGAAAUUGAACAGAAGUUAUGAUAAUUUCUGAUUUAUAAGAUUUUGCCAAAAAUAAGGUAGAUGUGAUUAUAAUGUGUACAUAUAGGCAGUAGCUCAAAUUAUUUUGUGUAAGUAUUAAUGCAUAAUAGUGUUGUAGGAAGGAAAAAAAUAAGAUUGGAAAUCAAAAAAAUAUGUCCCAACAUAUGUAGCUACAAUUUGUGGAUUCAAUUUCAGAUGCAGUCUUACAGAGUGUGAAACAAAACCUAGUGAAUUAAACCUGUGGUACAUGUGUAAUGUUUAUUUCCAGUAUUUUCUUGUAUUUGCUCAUAAUAACAACAUAAAGAGUAAACCUUCCCACAGCACUGAAUAUGCUGAUUGUGCAAUAUAUAUGUGUGUGUGCGAGGGUCGUGUGCUUACUCCAAAAAACUAACAAAGUAUAACCUAUUAGCCUUCUACCGUGUUCUAGUCUUAAGUGUUAUCAAACAAGCUGUUGGAAAACUGCUGUCAUUAAAUUUAUACUAUAAGCUUUUUACGCCAUGAUGUGGCUUGUCCUUUUGUGGGAAUUUAGUUUGUUCAAAAUCAGUAGCCAGAAGCUGUCAAAUUCAUUGUAAUUGACAAGAAAAUGGCAAAUUUAGUGUUCUUAGAUUAUCCUUUUUUGGUUGCAAAUGUGAUUGGAGUUAUUGAGAACACCAGUCCACACGCGAGAUAUGGAAAGGUGGACCAUGGUACCCAUUCAAUCCAAAUGUAUUACCUAAAAAGAAAUAGUUGGAAAGGCAAGCAAAUACAGUGAAAGAAAUCCUUUACAGAUUGUUUUGUGUUAUCUUUAGAUCUGUUUGUUGCACAGAUUGUGAAGUGAAACAAGUAAUAAAUGGCUUUUUGUAUGGUUAGUAUGAACUCCUAAGCUGUAAAAGUAGUCAACACAUUUUUAAUUGUUGAUGUAACCACAGGCACUCGACGUUUUAAAUAUCUAUAAUUAAAAAAAUUGUCUUCCUGUAAACAUAAUAUUAUGUUUACGGGAAGACAAUUUUUUUUUUAUUAUAGAUAUUUAAAACGUCGAGUGCCUGUGGAUGUAACAUGCUUCUCACCUGCACGUUGGCUCUGACAUUUGCUAUUGUUUUUGCAUUUUUAAAUUUUUUUUUUUUUUUUUUAAAUUAAGGAAUUUCUUUUAGUGAAGGUAAAUUUAGUUUGCUUAUUGUGUUGACUGGAAUCUAUGUAAGGUGAUCCGUUGUUUAGCACACUAAUGGAAUACGGUAUGUCUAACGUACAGGUCUGCAUUUUAUUACAAAAUUGUAUUUAAAACAAAAAUUCAUAUUGGAGAUAGUGUAAAAAUGCUAUAUUUUUAGAUAUUUAGAUUUCAUGAGGCAAAAUUAUUUAUCAUGUUUCACAUAAAUUCAUGUUCAAUAAAUCUUGACUGAAAAAUGAAA
This is a messenger RNA of Ostrea edulis (European flat oyster), 5573 nucleotides long. RefSeq names its product importin-7-like. Gene Ontology annotation, molecular function: small GTPase binding. The coding region runs from base 127 to 3231 and encodes 1034 amino acids. NCBI's taxonomy places the organism in Eukaryota, Metazoa, Mollusca, Bivalvia, Ostreida, Ostreidae. Gene Ontology annotation, cellular component: cytosol; nuclear envelope. The record is from RefSeq and is a predicted model, not a curated record. Gene Ontology annotation, biological process: protein import into nucleus. The transcript is spliced from 28 exons.